CCAGUAACACUUUGACCCAUAACAACCCACGCCCCUGCCCCACCCACGCCCAGCCGGCGGCCGCCCCGUCCCCGCCUCUGCUUGCCUCGCCGCCCUUGCCCGUCGCCGGCCGCCCAUCCUCCCAGGAGGCUCCUCAGCACCUGCCUCUCCGUCGCGCCCGCGGCCUGCCCGGCGCUCGGAGCCAGCCGCGCCACCGCCCGUGGCCGCAACCCUGUUGCCCUGCCCCGGCCGCAGCCGCCCACCGCCCGGUCUUCACUCCGGCACUCGUCUCAGUCUGAUUUGAGGCGGACCAUCCUGUUGUCAAUUGCUAGCUCUGCCCCUGCCAAGCGGUGGUCUCCCUGGCAGUCACUAGAAUUCGCCGGAGGCCAGCAAGUCCCGAGACAUCGCAAAAACUCUCCGGUGAUGGCGAACAUGGUGGAGGACAGUCAAGAUGAUCGGCUCAGCAAGUUGCCUGAUGACGUUUUGCUCAACAUUGUCGAGCGACUUGGUAUCGUUGACGUCGCACGAACCACCGUCCUCUCCAGACGUUGGAAGCACAUCCCUGCUAUACUCUCGAAAGUUGUUAUAUUGGCUGGUUCUUUUGAGCCGAAGCACGAAGACUGGAGCAAGUUAACCCCAGAUGAUAUAGUUCAGGCCAACACCACCGUGCUGGAAGCAACCAGGAGCAUACUGGAAAGGAGAGCUGGAAGUCUGUACCCCAUUCACCUGUUGCGCAUGCAAUUCUACUUGGGAGAUGAGUCCAUUUUAAUUGGCCAGACUGUUGCCAACGCCAUAGCAACACAAAAGGUUGAUUCAGCUGAGUUUACAAUCUUGACGAAGGUGCGUAAGAAGUGUACCAAGAAUGAGCUGCUCAUAUAUGGGAAGCAAUUCAUGUCAUUCUUUGAUUCAUGUCCAAACGCAUUUGGUGGUCUUGCACGCCUCACGCUAGAGAAUUUGAGGUUAGGAGAAUCAGGCUUCCCCAAGAUUUUCAGUAUAUGCAAGCAACUGGAGUUCCUCUCCCUCUACGAAUGUGACAUGGGUAUUCAGUCUUUGCUGGAAGUGGAACACCCGCAACUCAGUGAACUAGUGAUUGUCUGUGGCCGUUUUGAGAGGGUUGAUCUGAAGUGGGCACCAAAGCUCACAAAACUGAAAUUUAAUGUGUUUAGAUCUCGGGAUGACCCCUUCUGUCUUGGCUAUGUCCCACUGCUCCAGACUGUGUCCAUCAUUAAUGUUGCUUUCACUUGGCACAAGAUGCUCAAGUUAAGUGAGUUGCUUGGUAACUCUGCCAUAAGCAAUCUGUCUUUGGACUUCAAAAGCGAAAAGAUUUGGGUCAAACCGGAAGGUCGAAGACAAUUGUUACCGGUGUUCCACAAACUCAGGAUUGUGAACUGGAUUAACAUUGCUGAAGAGUGUGAUCUGACUUGGACAAUGUUCUUACUCCAUGGCGCACCCAACCUUAAGGAACUACACAUCUUGGUGCGGAAUCAUCAAUGUGAAAUGAUAACAGGGAAGCGGAGGGAGUUGCCUGUGGUUUGCAAGGAGAAGGACAAGGGACUAGAGUGGGAACCAUCUGCAUCUGAUUUCAAGCACCACAACCUGGCAGAGCUCGGUAUCUAUGGGAGGUUUCAUGCAGCAGACAAACUAGUGCGAUUUGCCAGAGAUGUCGUGGAAGCAGCUGUGAAUCUGGAAAAUAUAAGACUAUACAAGAGUCCAGUGUGUGUUAGGUGCAAGCACAUGCUUAAGGAGUGGACAUUUGAGGAGACGUCUUGGCUUAGCUACGAAUUCAGCAAGGAGAUACCCUCGCAUGUCCGGAUUCACUUUCCGAGUUUGGGGCAAGUCUUCUCAAAAUAAUGCUGUUGCACUUCAAGCUGCAGUUUAGAGAACCUGUUGUAUGAUUCUUGGAUUAAUUGUCACUAGUGAACCUUUUCAAUUAUGUGUAUUUUGAGAUGGUAGUGAGUUGAGGAGGAUAAGGUGUACUCUUAACAUUAUUAUUUUCAAGUAUUUUAACAAAUGGAUAUCGUGGAUAUUUCUUAUUCA
Molecule: messenger RNA, 2016 nt
Organism: Triticum aestivum (bread wheat)
Lineage: Eukaryota; Viridiplantae; Streptophyta; Magnoliopsida; Poales; Poaceae
Product: FBD-associated F-box protein At3g52670
Exons: 5
Coding region: 403-1830 (475 amino acids)
Molecular function (GO): protein binding
Source: RefSeq, a predicted model, not a curated record